Salarias fasciatus (jewelled blenny) is the source of this 1271-nucleotide messenger RNA. It is a transcript of the gene enkd1, whose product is annotated as enkurin domain containing 1. NCBI's taxonomy places the organism in Eukaryota, Metazoa, Chordata, Actinopteri, Blenniiformes, Blenniidae. The record is from RefSeq and is a predicted model, not a curated record. Gene Ontology annotation, cellular component: cytoplasmic microtubule. The transcript has 8 exons. The coding region runs from base 57 to 1124 and encodes 355 amino acids.
CAUCAGUCCGCGUGAAGCUCUUCAAUCGAUAAACAAGACCAUUAGAAAAGGUUCAGAUGUGUGAGGGGCCUUCAUCAAUAUCAGGGCCAAUCCCGCCGGACCCCUCUCUGUUUCCACAGUACUACAAACGGCCUGCUUCAGCGCGUGGCCGUAUAGAGGGAAAUCAGGAUGGGACCUUGGCCUUGCUGUCAGGGCCACUAGCUCCAGAUCCUGUGCUGCACCCCGGCUGCUACAGUGCUCGUGUCCCAGCACCUCGCCCUCGAAUUAGUCCUAAUGCCACGCAUAUUCUUGAGCGAGGACGCAAAGGCAUUGUGGGAGAUCUACUCAAACUUGAGGGCUUGUCUAUAACCCCAGUUCCCAGACAGAAACAGAGAGUGCAUGACUUUGGUAAAGAGAAUGUCCGUCGACUUCGUGAGAUCCAGAAACGCUGCAAAGAGCAAGAGGCCAAGAGAGCACAGUCUCAUCCUGAGCCAGUCAAAGCCCUCUGGACCUCCUCAAAAUACCAGAAUGUUCCGUCCAGGGUGAUGGCCCAACUACAGGUUUGUAGUCCAAGUGUUAGGCCACAGUGUCAAAACUUCCUGAAGGCCCACUCAUAUGGUGUGCCAAGACAACAAUCCAGAACUUCAUCCGAAGCUCCGCAACGCCGGGCCUCCCUCAGCUCAACAAAUGACCAAGAGUUAAAAUUGCAAGUUCAAGGUCAGGCAAUUGACUUUAUAAAACAUAAUGCCAGGGCUGCAGGAAAAACUGUGUUCCGCCGCUCACAGUCACUGACCAACCUCAAAGACAUGCCUGUUCCCAGUGCAGUCAUAGGCCAGGUGCCUCACUACCUUGAAGAAAGGAAGGAACAAUGGCGUAAAGAGGCAGAGGAGAGGAGAAAAAAUAGGCCAGAUCCUACGAUCCCACCUGGUCACACCCUGAUGCCUGAGAGUGAGAGACAGGGAACACUGAAGACCCUGAACGAGGCUCAUCGCUCCUUGGUGACUGAGCUGCUUUCGCUGCCCCUCAAAGCUGACAAUCUGAGUGUCCGCUCGCGUCGUGCUCACCUCGAUUGUCGGCUUUCUGAAAUUGAAGAGGCCAUAAAAAUUUUCUCCCGAGACAAAGUUUACAUAAAAAUAGAUUCCUAACAAAUCUGUAAGAAGAGAAGAUGAAACAACCAUAAAGGGAAGAAAUCCUGUUGAUCCACUGCUUUGGAGAUUCAUUUUAAUUGAAUUAAGAUGACACUGAAAUUUUUGUAAGAUGAGUGUUUUGAUGUUAUGGAUGCAAUUUAUAAA